GUGGGAGGCAGCUUCAGAGGCGGCCGCCCCGCAGCCACUCCUCUAGACUCUGGACGCGCGGAGACCGGGGCGCUCUGCCUCCGCUUUAUAAAAGCGCCGCGGCAGGGCGGCGGGCAGCCCGGGCGGCGGGGACAGGCCUCGGCGGAGCUCGCCCCGCGCCGCGCCCCCACCUGUUGCGGCGGCCGCUGCGCUCCGGCGCGGGCUGCAGACAUGGGCCGCUACUCCGGCAAGACAUGCCGGCUGCUCUUCAUGCUGGUGCUCACCGUCGCCUUCUUCGUGGCCGAGCUGGUCUCGGGCUACCUGGGCAACUCCAUCGCGCUGCUCUCCGACUCCUUCAACAUGCUGUCCGACCUGAUCUCGCUGUGCGUGGGCCUGAGCGCCGGCUACAUCGCCCGGCGCCACCGCGGGGGCUUCCGGGCCACCUACGGCUACGCCCGCGCGGAGGUGGUGGGCGCGCUCAGCAACGCCGUCUUCCUCACCGCGCUCUGCUUCACGAUCUUCGUGGAGGCCGUGCUGCGCCUGGCCAGGCCCGAGCGCAUCGAUGACCCCGAGCUGGUGCUCAUCGUCGGCGCCCUGGGGCUAGCGGUCAACGUGGUGGGGCUGCUCAUCUUCCAGGACUGCGCGUCCUGGUUUGCCUGCUGCUGCCGCGGCCGCCGUCGCCGUCUGCAGCAGCAGCAGCAGCUGGCCCAGGGCGGCGCUCGCGGCGAUUUCGGGGACUUCCAGGGCGCAGGGGACCCGCGGUACGCGGUGAUGGCCCCUGGCUCGGACUCGGCGGUGAUCCUCCGAGGAGCCUCGGUCGAGAGGAAGCAGGAGAAGGGGGCGACCGUGUUCUCAAACGUAGCAGGUGAUUCCUUGAACACCCCAAAUGAGCCUGAAGAGAUGAUGAAAAAGGAGAAAAAGUCCGAAGCCCUGAAUAUCAGAGGUGUACUUUUGCAUGUGAUGGGAGAUGCCCUGGGAUCUGUGGUUGUGGUCAUCACAGCCAUCAUAUUCUAUGUGCUUCCCUUGGAAAACAAGGAGCCGUGCAACUGGCAGUGCUACAUUGACCCCAGCCUGACUAUAGCCAUGGUCAUCAUCAUUUUGUCAUCUGCCUUCCCACUAAUCAAGGAGACAGCUGCCAUUCUGCUGCAGAUGGUCCCUAAAGGGGUCAACAUGGAAGAGCUGAUGAGUAAACUCUCUGCCGUGCCUGGAAUUAGCAGUGUACAUGAAGUGCACAUCUGGGAACUUAUAAGUGGAAAGAUCAUUGCUACCCUGCACAUCAAAUAUCAGAAGGACAGGGGAUAUCAGGAUGCCAGCAUGAAAAUCCGAAAAAUUUUCCAUGAGGCAGGAAUCCAUAAUGUGACCCUCCAGUUUGAAAAUGUGGACUUGGAAGAGCCCCUGGAGCAGAAGGACUUAUUUUUGCUCUGUAACUCACCUUGUAUCUCCAAGAGCUGUGCUAAGCAGCUUUGCUGUCCCCCUGGUGCACUACCUCUGGCCCAUGUCAAUGGCUGUGCUGAACAGAAUGGCAGCCCCCCACUAGACAUAUACCAAAGUGAUGGCCUCAGCAGAAGAGACACAACAGAAGUGGCCAUCGAAAUCCCUUUGGAUGGACGUCCAAGAGACCAUGGACAAGCUCUUAAAACCCAGGAGGACCAUUGUUAUGUCAACAGCACACAUUUUUAAUCUGGUACCCACAUGAUCAGACUUUAUAGACAAGGCACUUUGGAACCACCACCUUGGCUUGUGGAAAGAGCUUUGUGGGUUGUAGGCUCUGACCAAGCUUGCAGUGCGCACUCUUUGGAUUCACUAAGGGGUUGGCUGUUUGGGAUUUUAGUUGAAUGUGUCUGUUAAUCUUUAUGUAACUGAUAGCCCUUUUCCAUUCCCCUGGGUGUCUCAUGCUGCUGUUGGAUAGUUAUAGCUUGAACAUUCAUUUUUCUAAAGUGAACUGCGCUGGUGUAUAUAUCAGGGACAUCAAAGGCUGGGACUCAAUGAAUAUAGACACAGUAUUCAAGGAAGUUCUUGUUUUUAAACUGAUUAGAACUUCUAACUGACUCUCAGGUGAGCUCAUAGCCUAAAUAUGUUGAAAAUAACUGAAUAAUAGCUAUAUGUUCUCCAUUCUGUUAAAGAUCAUAAAGAAGGAAAGUUAGGUACUUAUGGCACUGCAGACAUAUCUUUUUUCAUUGAUUCAUUUUUAAAUAAAUGUAAAAUAAAUACCUAUUAAGGUAGAAACAUGUUCUGAGAACAUUAAAGGAGGUACAAUUUGGUAGGAAGGGGGCAGAAAAGUGGUUUUUUAACCAUUUUGUCAUUAUAUAAGAUGAGAGAAAACUAAUGUUUACUUUCUGCUGUGUACUGAACUGUGGCUAUAGAGUGUUUCAAAUGUUUAAAUAUAUUUCUACUUUCUUAAGUAUGACACAAGUACUUAUAUACUGUCUUUUAGAGUCAGUACAGUCGGCACUGUUUUCAUUUAGUGCUUUGAUAAUGAUGUACUUAUUUGUCCAAAUUUUCUUGAGUUUUCUUUCAUAGGAUCACAUUGAUCUAUACAGAAUUUACAAGAAAUAAACAAGUAUUCCCAAGAUAGGAGAAUAUAUAAUAUUGAGGGUUCAUUCCUUUCAAAAAAAUAAGCUAGACUGUCUUUUCUUUAAUUAGAUACAUUUUAAAGUAUUUAUUAUAGUUGCGACUAGUACCUUGAUGGAAAAGUUGAUGUCCAAGAGAAAAAUGAGAAUUAAUUUAAUUGCUGCCUUUAAUGUGUUUUGAGGAACUUAAAGUUUUCCUUUAUGUCCCUGAUCCAUAUUACCGAGUUCGAAUAAAUGUUUUAUAAUCUGAUUCAGACCCAUAACCGAACCACGUUGGUUGUGGUGAAGCAUCUGUCACAUAUUUGACACAUUGUUUAGACAUCAGUAUUUAAAUCAUAAAAGUUUCAUAGAUUAGAAAAUUAGAGAUACAUCACUAGAGAGCUGGGAUCUUUGAUAGGUUUCAGGAUUGACUUAAAAAUGAUCAUUUCUUGGUUAGACUCUGUACAGGAUUUAUCGGAAGUGCCAGGUUAGUUGUGGAAACAACAUACACAUAUUUCAGGCUGAAGCAAAUAACAUGCUGUGAUCAGUAGGCAGGAAGUGCUUUUAUUCCUUGAAAUUUUAUUAUCUGAAUUUAAAUUGGCCAUGAAUUAGGUAAAUAGAUACAUGCUUGCAGAUGUUUUGAUUGCUAGAAGUUCAUUGGGCUAGCUUAUAAUGUACUUUAUAAGCUUAAAGGUGUAAAAGUAAGACAUUUCCUUUUUUAGCAUUAAAAGUGUAGCAUAUACUCCUAGAAACCAUAGGAGUCUCUGAGAAACUUACCAUGGUGAAAUGUGGGCCCAAUGCUCCUACAUUGGUUGAGAUGCCUUAGUUGGAACUAAAGAAGAAAUUUGUCCCUUACUUUCACAUGUGAAGGUCUAAUUUGAUUUCACAUAAUUCUCCCUUUAUUAAUAGGGAAAAAUUGCAAUUUUCCAUUUUGGUGCAACUGGGCAAAAGGAAUGCAGUACUUUGCAUUCAUACUUAAAUCUCUAAAGUAUUUUUCUGGAAAGGAAAAGACACUUAAUUCUACACUUGAUCUUAGCCAAAAGGCCGAGAAGCAAGACACAUAAUUCUAAUAUAAUUAAAUCUAACCUCAGAAAAGUUUUUUUGUUGUUUGUUUGUUUUUUUUGGUAGAGACAGAGUCUCACUCUUUAGCCCUUGGUAGAGUACCGUGGAGUCAUACAGCUCACAGCAACCUCCAACUCCUGGACCUAGGCAAUUCUCCUGCCUCAGCCUCCCAAGUAGCUGGGACUACAGGCACCUGCCACAACAGGCUAUUUUUUUUGUUGCGGUUUGGCUGGGGCUGGGUUCGAACCUGCCACCCUUGGUAUAUGGGGCUGGCGCCCUGCCCACUGAGCCACAGGUGCCGCCCUAAAAGUUUUAUUAUUAUUUUUUUGAGACAGUCUCACUCAGUCACCCUGGGGUUGAGUAUUGUGGUGUCAUAGCUUAGAGCAACCUCAAAAUGAUUCUCAAGUGAUUCUUUUGCCUCAGUCUGCCAUGUAGCUAGGACUAUAGGCAUCUGCCAUAGUCAUUUGGCAUCUGGCUAUUUUUUAGAGAUGGGAUCUUGCUGUUGCUCAGGCUGGACUCGAACUCCUGAGCUCAAGCAAUCCACCUGCCUCCGUCUCCCAGAGUGCUGGGAUUACAAGUGUGAGCCAACUCGCCUGGCCCUCAGAAAACUAUUUUGUUUGACACUUAUGAACAUAACAAAUUAUGAGUCAAUGUGAAAUAAUACUUUUAAAACAGUUUAGCUGACUGCAUUUAAUAAUGUCCAAAUAAGCUCUGUGCAAUAUUUUCGUAUUGGGCUAAAUGGGUUGGUUGCCUUAGCCACUUCUGGCACUGUGAGGCCUACUCUUUGGUACUUUCACUUGGGUACCUUACUUUAAUUGUCUGAUUUUUAGUUCUUCCAAAGAGAUACAAGGAGUUUCUUUCCCCCUUUGAGCCAACCCUGCUUGGUGGCAGUAGCAUCUGAUGAACAGGAGAUUGAAAUAGCUCUAUUUUGCUUCAAGAUUUAGAAAAACUGCUACAUAGCUUUGUAUUCCUGUGUGUAUAGGUUAAUUCCCCAAAAUUCUCUCUUUCUCUUUUUUGAAAGAACUGAAUGUAAGUUUUUAAAAGUCUAUGGCAUUCUCUGUCAGAUCAGAGAUUCAUUGUCCUGGCCUUCCGUAAUGCCCUUUUGCUCCUGUACAAAGGGUCCUUUCCACGUUAUUUCAACACCAGUUAUAGAAAGGACUGUUAACUUAUUUUCCAGCUUUGAAAUGUGUUUGUGAGAACACAGGUUGGUGGGGCAUGGGAACUCACACCAUAAUCCUAGCACUGUGGGAAGCUGAGGUGGGAGGAUCCGUUGAGUGUAGGAGUUUGAGACCAGCCUCAGCAAGAGUGAGAUCCCAUCUCUACUAAAAAUAGAAAAAUUGUCUGUGUGUCAUGGUUGGGCACCUGUGGUUCCAGCUACUUCGGAGGUUAAGGCAGGAGGAUUGCUUGAGCUGAGGAAUUUGAUGUUGCCAUGAGUUAGACUGAUGCCAUGGCACUGUAGCCUGGGGCAACAACACAGUGAGACUCUGUCUCCAAAAAUACAAAAACAACCCCUCAAAACCCUCAGAGGUUAAUUUUUUUCAUAUUUGGCCUAUAUGAUAUUCAGAGUCCAUUGUUGACAGAGGAAAAUAUUAUUUCUCUAACUUUUUGACAAACUGUCAAUAAAUUAGGGAGACAUUAUUUGAGGAAGAAUUGAAAUUAUGCUUCUUCUUUAGUCACUUAUUUUGUCAUUGAAUGAGCAAAUUAGUGGCAGUAAAUUAGGAACUCCAAAGUUUGGGGGAAUGGAUAUUUUGAAUGUCAAGGAAACCAAUGAGGCACAUUUUUGAUUAUACUAAGGCAGCUGCCCUAAGAGCUUUUGUGAUGCUUACACCAGGGACUCAAUCUUGGCACUGUGACAUUUUUAACUGGGUAAUCCUGGUGUGGGGGGCUCUGCCAUGCAGGUUGUUUAGCAGCUUCCCUGACCUCUAUUCAUAAAUGCCAGUAGUGUCUCCCACACUGUGACCACCAAAAAUAUCUACAGACAUUGCUGCAUAUCCUCUGGGGAAAAAUUUUGCCUCAAGUUUUGGACCCUCGGCUUUUAGUGAGGGCAGUUUAGGGACAUUGUUAAUGAAAACCUCUCCAGAGCCCAAUAGUCCUUUCAAUUAUGAAGUCUGCAAAAUUCAUUCUUUAAGAAGGUAUUUUUAAAGGCUAAAUUGAGCUGUUUGUAAAAAAAAAAACACAGUUGACUCUGCAUAGGAACUUUGGACAUUUACUUUUUUUUUUUUUUUUUGGUAGAGACAGAGUCUCACCUUAUCGCCCUCGGUAGAGUGCCGUGGCGUCACACAGCUCACAGCAACCUCCAAAUCCUUGGGCUUAGGCGAUUCUCUUGCUGCAGCCUCCCGAGUAGCUGGGACUACAGGCGCCCGCCACAACGCCCGGCUAUUUUUUUUGUUGUUGUUGCAGUUUGGCCGGGGCUGGGUUUGAACCCGCCACCCUCGGCAUAUGGGGCCGGCGCCCUACCCGCUGAGCCACAGGCGCCGCCCGGAACUUUGGACAUUAAAGAAAAAAUAUAUAAUUUGAAACAAAAAGUCCUUACAAAUCCGAUUAUGCAGAUUGGUCCUUGUGACAGUGGAAGAAGAGAAAUGCGUUUGCUCUCUCACUGUUCUGUCUGGUCUCUUCUGUUCAGGGAUAUCUUCAGUUUAUUGGGCCCUCGACUAAAUGAGACUAGAUAAUAUCAGUACAACUGAUUCUUGGGGUUAAGGUGUUUAAUUCGUCAUAUUUAAAUUUUUUUAGCUUGAUAAGGUUUCUUGUUAUUAGUUCCUGGUAAACUGCUCAUCUUAGUGCUAAUGAUAAGUUCAGACAUUUUAAAAAAUGUUUAAUUGGGCGGUGCCUGUGGCUCAGUGGGUAGGGCGCUGGCCCCAUAUGCCGAGGGUGGCAGGUUUGGACUCCGACCCAGCCAUGGCCAACUGCAACCAAAAAAAAAAGUUUAAUUAUUUAUGGCUAACUUUACCCUUUUCUCAAUCAUAUACAUUUCCCCCAAGAAGGCAGAAUCCAUUUCCUCAUUUGAAAGUAUUCUGCUUUCACACUCUUGCAGUUUAAGACUGCAAAAAAAGGCUGGUUUGGGAAAAAAUGAGGAAAGAUGACCUGUUUUGGACUUUGAAUUUAGAUUAAUAAUCACUGACUGCAUGCCUGUUUUAUAACAGUCAUUCACCUGAUAAAUUGUCACCUGUUUAUAUUUCUGAGUAUAUUUUCACUCAACCAGUCACAGGCAGGAAUGAGGUUUUUGAACCAGGAGACUAGUUUCUCAAAUGGAAUUUGGGUUGGGCCAUAAUCCUUCAUGUAAUCUCCAUGUUCUUAGGAAUCUAAAGUUUAGGGAAUGCAGAUGUGUGUUUUUCAGGUGCUUCUCUUUUCCGGUGUUUUGUUCUGGACAUUUUUGUUUAUAUGAAACUUUCUUGGAUGUUUGCUAGAUGAUCAACUGUCACCUGUUAGUACAAAGUCAGGCCAGAGACACUGAACCUGCUCUGAAUUUCUCAUGAAAACAAGCCAGAAACAAUGGUUUUCUAGGGAGAGUGACCCCUUCCUGAAGGUCUGAGGUUAUGUUACAAUAUUAUGUGGAGUUUUGUUGCUUAAAUUUCUUCUGUCCUCACAGGUAAUUUUGCAAAAGUGUAAUCCUCACAUUUGAAGGAAUUGUUAAAACUCUUAAUGUGGAAGUCUAAAUAAAUCAUUACUAAUUGCAUGUGAACCCCCCAACAAUGUACGUACAUAUGCACACCUUUUAAAGGUGAAAAUAUUCAAUGGUGCUAUGAAUAAAUUAAAAAAAUAAAAA
This is a messenger RNA of Nycticebus coucang (slow loris), 7353 nucleotides long. RefSeq names its product solute carrier family 30 member 10 (gene SLC30A10). NCBI's taxonomy places the organism in Eukaryota, Metazoa, Chordata, Mammalia, Primates, Lorisidae. Bases 211 to 1659 code for a protein of 482 amino acids. Gene Ontology annotation, biological process: manganese ion transport; zinc ion transmembrane transport; intracellular zinc ion homeostasis. Gene Ontology annotation, molecular function: zinc ion transmembrane transporter activity. The record is from RefSeq and is a predicted model, not a curated record. Gene Ontology annotation, cellular component: membrane. The transcript has 4 exons.